GCGACUACAGCAGCUACAAGGACGGGAACGCAACCCACCUGCAGUACGUACCUGGAGAUGGCCGCGAAGCGCUGCGUGGGCGCAGACAAGGAACGUAUCGAAGCGGUGCUCAACAGCUUGGCGCCGAAGCCAGGCUUCUCGCAAGCACCACAGCCAGGCACUCGAGCGGCACCUCGGGCAGCAGAGGACGCAGCGCAGAAGGCGACCAAUGCACAGCAGAGGACAUACAGGCGGCGGGAACAGCUCAAGGCAGACCUGGAGCAGGCGGAGGAGGACUUCCUCGAGCGUUCCGCCGAGGUGGCAGCAGCGGAGGACCGAAUCAAGGAGGAGCUACGUCAGCACCCGCUGGGCACGCAGCGGGGCGAAGGUGGAGGUGCCAACAAGCCAUCGCUGCCCAUCGGUGCUUUGCUGGGCGACGACGACCUGAAGGUGGACAUGGGAGAACUGUUGAAGCUGGGCGAGGAGGACGCCUUCAUCAGCGCAGAAGACAUCGCAGAGCUGGAAGCGAGGAAGGCCAACUUCGCGCAGGAGGCGAAGCAGGCGGCGAAGCAGGCAUUCGCGGCAGCGGCCACCAAGCCCAAGGAGCAACGUCAACGAGAGCAGGAGUUCCUGGAGGAGCUCAGGGCCAAGAAGAAACGGAAGGUGGAGGAGUACGGCAAGGGAGCAGGCAAGGACGAUGGCACCGACGUGGAGAUCGAGGAGCCGCGCGCAGUCGAGGUCGCAGCAGAGGCGGCUCUAGGGGGCGAGUCACCGCCAUCCGAUUACACCGGCGAGGAGCGCGAGUUGCCAUGGCAGCUGCAGUUCGAGAACGCAACCAGCGAGAACAGGAUUGCGCGGAGGCGGCCACCAGCCUACAUGCAGGACGCAGUGGCCUACCAGUUCUGCGCAGAGGGCGCAAGGUCGCGCGGUCAGGAGCGCGGGGGGCGGGCGCAGGCGGUGCAGGAGUACUACAUCACGCCGCUGAGCGCGGGCUUCGAGGAGCAGCGCAAUUACAGAGGAUGCGGCCAGGAGGUGAAGCUCGAGAAGGUUGCGUUCAAGCCGGGCAUCGACGUGAAAGCCGACUGGGACCAGCCCAUACAGUGGCGGGGCACGCUGGCGCCGCGGUUGGCGGAGUUGCAGCGCUGCGAGGGCAAGGGGCCCAGGGCGUCGAGGCUCGAGAACCUGCGCGGGAGCACGGCGGGCACCGCGCCGCUCAACGGAGGCAUCGGCAACCGCGCGGAGGCGAAGGAGGCGCUAGUGGGCUACGCCACCUGGGCGCAGGGGCAGGAGGCAACCGGGGCGGGCAAGCUCCAAAGGACAACGAGGGACCAGCCCAGGCGCGACAACGAGAUCCGCAUCGGGGACAGGGAGACCAGGAGCAUGGCCGACUACAUGGACGCGAAGGGCGCACAGUGGGCCGCCAAGUGGAGGAGCCAGACGAGCCGCGAGCAGCUGCUCAACGCUUUGGAGCUCGCGCGCAGGCUGCUCAAGAGGAGGAAGCAGCUCGUGCGGCUCAUCAUGGACGUGGAGACUCGUGGCACGUUACCAUGGCAGCUCAUGGUCACGCUGGUCAGCCUGUUGCGGCAGGACACCGGAGGCGACAGGUCGAACGGGUUGCUCCCAGAGGUUGUGAAGCUGUGGUCCAAGACUCGCGGCGAGUAUACCAACGAGCGGGUCGUCUCCAUGGCUCGCAAGUGGGGCGCAGCUGUGGCAGGCAACAGUGCCUUAAAGGAGGCGGUGGUCAGGCCCUUCGCCGACGAGGUCUUCGAGCGGGCGCCCCAGAAGAUGUACGCGGCGACGGUGUUAUGCGACCUGGCGAAGGUGUUCGGCUGGGGCUGCCGUCGCGCACUUUGCACUUUGAUUGAGAUGCUGAACCGCCGGCGCAGCCGCUCGGUCAGGGAGAAGCCGGCCUACGCAGAGCCUGUCGAGCCAGAGAUGUCGAUUUGCGCGGGAGCGAGAAGAGGCAUUAUCUUCGGCAGGUUCGCUUUGUGCGCUUCCUUGAAGAAGGUCCGCGCCAAGUGCCAGCAGGUGUGCGUCAAGUCGUGGGUCGACGACGUCACGGCGAGGACCGAGGGCUCCAAGGCCAAGCUGGCGCUUUCCAGGAAGUCAGCGGCGAUCGGCAAAGGCAAGGAGGUCACGCAGGAGAUCGCUCCACGGUUGCGCAGUCGCAACAUCACCGCCUCGCUGAAGGAGCAGGCGCCAGACUUAGGCAUCGACAGGGGCAGCAUUGCCAAGAGCAAGUUCAAGCGCGCCAGGCGGGUGGCGCACGCGGACAGACAG
Prorocentrum cordatum is the source of this 2259-nucleotide messenger RNA. The record is from the annotation of a GenBank genome assembly. NCBI's taxonomy places the organism in Eukaryota, Dinophyceae, Prorocentrales, Prorocentraceae.